CACUCCCCUCCCAGAGCUGGGGAGAGAACCCAGGAGUCCUGGCUCCCAGCCCCCCCUGCUCUAACCCACCAGCCCCCACUCCCCUCCCAGAGCUGAGGAGAGAACCCAGGAGCCCUGGUUCCGAGUCCCGUAACCUCCCUUUACCCAUCCUAGGUGCUUCCAGCAGACUCUCUGCCGCUGUCUCUCUGCUGGUGUCUGGGCCCCGCGGGUACGACCCCCGCCCCCCUUGCCGUGGCGUCAUGGCCUCGGACGCCCCAUCCCUCUCGGACGUGAUCGCCACCGAUUUCCUGACCUGCCCCAUCUGUCUGGAGCGGCUGCGCCGGCCCAAGAUCCUGCCCUGCCUGCACACCUACUGCCAGGGCUGCCUGGAGGGGCUGCUGGGCGACGGGCCGGGGCUGCGGUGCCCCGAGUGCCGGGAGGACGUGUCCCUGCCGCAGGGAGUGACCGGCCUCAAGACCAACUUCUUUGUCAAUGGGCUGCUGGAGCUGGUGCGGCCGGUGGGUGAGGCGGGGCUGACCUGCGCCCUGUGCCCGCUGAUCGGGCAGGGGGACGGCCGCCCGGCCGUCUCCCACUGCCUGGACUGUGCCGACAGCCUGUGCCAGGCCUGCGCCGCUGGGCACCGCUGCUCCCGGCUCACCCACGCCCACCGGCUGGUGAGCCUGCAGGGCUACCUCUCCGGGGAGCACGACGAGGAGAUCCGGCAGCGCCAGGCCGUGCGGUGCCCCGAGCACCCCGCCGAGGAGCUGCGCUUCCUCUGCCGGCCCUGCGCCGGCCCCAUCUGCCGAGAGUGCCGGCUGGGCCCGCACCUGGAGCACCCCUGCGAGACGCUGGAGGAGGCGGCCGAGGCCCGGCGGCCCCUGGUGGCCGAGCUGCUGGCCGGCGUGGAGGAGAUGGCGGGGCGGGUGGCCCAGGGGCGGGCGGCGCUGGAGGAGGAGCUGGAGCAGCUGCGGCGGCACGAAGCCGGCCUGCGGGACGUGGUGAAGUGCGCCUGCGCUGACGCGGCCCAGCGCCUGCUGGCCCAGCAGGAGGAGGUGCUGGCCGCCCUGCGGCGCCACAUGGAAGGGCGCGAGAAGGCGGCCGGCCUGCUCCGGACCGAGCUGGAGCUGCAGGAGCAGCUGGCCCACGGCACGGCCGACGUUGCCCGCAAGGUGCUGGCCCUGGGCCGGCCAGUGGAGAUCGUCUCACUGGAGGUCUUGAUCACCCAGCGGCUCGGCCGGCUCCGGGGCUUCCGCUGGGAGCCGCUCGGAGGGCCACGCCCCCGGCUGGUCGUCCGCGCCGAUCUCCAGAACCUGAACAGCCUCUUCCAGCUGGACCUGGGCGAGGCUGAGCCGGAGGGCCGAGGGCAGGACAUGGCCCAGCAUGACGCCCCUUCCCUGGAGCCGCCGGCCCCUUCCUCGGAGCCACCGGCCUCUGCCCUGGAGCUGCUGGCCCCUUCCCCGGAGCCGCCAGCCUCUGCCCUGGAGCCGCCGGCCGCUGCCCCGGAGCCGCCAGCCUCUGCCCCGGAGCUGCCGGCCCCUGCCCCAGAUCCACCGUCGUGCCGGCCGCCCCCCACCGCCCGCUUCUCCUGCAGCUUCUCGGUGCGGGUCCCCGGGGACAAGCAUCGGCCCCGGAUCACGGGGCUUUGCUCCCUGGGCCCCAGGGAGCUGCUCCUGGCCGACGAGGAGAACCGCAGCCUCAAGCGCUUCUCACUACAGGGGGACUUCCGGGGCGCCGUCCCAGUGCAUGGCGGCGUGGCCCCCUGCAGUGUGGCGGCUGUGGGCAGCCGGGUGGCCUACACCACUGGGUCCCGGCUCUACCUGGCGGAGCGGGACGGCACCCUGGUCUGGCAGAAGGCCCUGCGCCCCACCCAGGCCAGCCAUGCCGUCACACCGGCGGCUGAGGGGGGCGACGCCGUAGCGGUGAGCGUCGCAGGGCACCUGGAGGUCUACGACGCCCGGGGGGAGCUGGUGGAGAAGAUUUUCCCGGACGGGCACGACCGUCUAGCCAUGGUGUUCGUGGCCGGGCGGCACGGGCGCUACGUGGCCUCGGACUGGCACCGGCGCAGCGUGGUGGCGUUUGACGGGCAUGGGCAGCUGCUGGCGGAGCUGGGCGAGGAGCGCCUGGAGCGGUGCCAGCCAGGGGCAGUCUGCGCCGACGACAGGGGCCAUUUCUACGUGGCCUUGCGGGAGCUGAACAAGGUGAUGGUGUUCGGGCCAGGCGGGGAGGCGCUGGGGCCCUUCCUCACCACCCGGCACGGCAUCGAGAGAGCCCGGGUGGCCACCGUCACCGGGGACGGGCACUUCACUGUGGCACUGAGCGAUGGCACCGUCCACAUCUUCCGCAUCCAGUACCCGGGUCAGUGAGCGGGGGGGAGCACGGGGACGGGGGAGCUCAGAAGAGUGUGUGUGUGGAUGUGUGCAUUAGUUUGUGUUGGUGCAUGCAUUUGUGUGUGUGUGUGUGUGUGUGUGUGUCAGUGUGUGCAUUUGUGUGUGUAUCAGUGCAUGUGUUUCUGUGUGUUUGUGUGCUAGUGCAUGCAUUAGUGUGUGUGUUUGUGUGUGUCAUUGUGUGCAUUAGUGUGUGUGUCAGUGUGUGCAUUAGUGUGUGUUAGUGCGUGCAUUCGUGUGUUUGUGUGUGUGUGUCAAUGCAUCCAUUAGUGUGUGUGUGUCUCAGUGAGUGCAUUUGUGUGUAUCAGUGCAUGUGUUUGUGUGUGUUUGUGUGUUAGUUCAUGCAUUAGUGUGUGUAUUUGUGUGUGUCAUUGCGAGCAUUAGUGUUUGUGUCAGUAUGUGCAUUAGUGUGUUUGUGUGUGUUAGUGUGUGUGUUAGUGCAUGCAUUAGUGUGUGUGUGGUUGUGCAUGCAUUCAUGUUUUUGUGUGUACAUGCAUUAGUGUGUGUUUGUGUGUGUUAGUGCAUGCAUUCGUGUGUGUGUGUGUUUGUAUGCAUUAGUGUGUGUGUGACAGUGUGUGUGUUUGUAUGCAUUAGUGUGUGUGUGUCAGUGUGUGUUUGUGUGUGCAUUAGUGUGUGUAUUAGUGCGUGCAUUAGUGUGUAUGUUUGUGUGUGUCAGUGCAUUAGUGUGUCUGUGUGAUCUGUGAGUGGGAGUAUUUGAGGAGUGUCUGUGUGUCUGCAAUGAGUGUGUUAGUUUCAGUGUGAGCACACAUGUGUGAAUGUGCACUGAGCGUGCACCCGUCUGUGCCGUGCUUGAGGCUGAGUGUGCGAGGGAUUGCCCUGUUGUGCGCAUGCCAGGCUGGUUUGUGGCUCCGGGACGGCACAGUGCCCCCUCCUGGCUCAGCCUGGCAUUUUUCUGGGCAGGGUCCCAGGAAAGGAGGUGGGGGGGCAGACCCCCAUCCUUGCCCCCUCAGCCCAGCCCACUUUCUCCCCACCCCCCGGGUCCCCGUGCCAUAGACCGUGCCCUGACCCCCGCCCCAUGUCAUCCAGGGCAGAUCCCCCCACCGAGGUUCCUGCCUCGGGGGCUAUCAGGGAAGACCCCCAAACCCCGGGCAACCCCCCCCCCGCGAGGGCUGGGGUCCUGGCACCCGCCCCCUGGUGCCCUGAAGCGGUGGCGUCUAGUGGGGCUGGGUGUGAGGGGCUUGGCCGGGGCAGGGGGAGUUGCCCCGCUGCGGCUGGGUCUCGGAGGGGGGCACCGAUGGCGGGCAGGGGGGCUGUCUGUCUGUCCCACC
Malaclemys terrapin pileata is the source of this 3652-nucleotide messenger RNA. It is a transcript of the gene TRIM56, whose product is annotated as tripartite motif containing 56. NCBI's taxonomy places the organism in Eukaryota, Metazoa, Chordata, Testudines, Emydidae. The record is from RefSeq and is a predicted model, not a curated record. The transcript has a single exon. Gene Ontology annotation, cellular component: nucleoplasm; chromatin. Gene Ontology annotation, molecular function: zinc ion binding; ubiquitin-protein transferase activity. The coding region runs from base 240 to 2342 and encodes 700 amino acids. Gene Ontology annotation, biological process: positive regulation of DNA-templated transcription.